This is a messenger RNA of Diceros bicornis minor, 1478 nucleotides long. RefSeq names its product cytochrome c oxidase assembly protein COX11, mitochondrial. The transcript is spliced from 4 exons. Lineage: Eukaryota; Metazoa; Chordata; Mammalia; Perissodactyla; Rhinocerotidae. The record is from RefSeq and is a predicted model, not a curated record. Bases 17 to 844 code for a protein of 275 amino acids. Gene Ontology annotation, molecular function: copper ion binding. Gene Ontology annotation, cellular component: mitochondrial inner membrane.
GGUCUUUCCGGGCGGUAUGGGAGGGUUUUGGUGUCCGGGCUGGAGGCGCGUCGUUUUAUGUGGCUGGCGCUGCGGCCACCCUGGCUCCUCGACUAGGGUUGUGGAGCGGGCAGAGCCGCGUCUCAGGCCGGGGAGGAGUGGGACAGGAGGUGCUGAGAGGGGGCUGAGGCGGCUCGGGACAUGGAAGCGCCCGAGCCCGGCCGGGCAGCUGGCCGUGCAGCCACCGCGGCGGCCGAAGAGCACGAACCCCUUCACGCGCGCGCAGGAGGAGGACUGGCGCCGGCGGAACAAGACCGUCCUCACGUACGUGGCCGCGGCCGCCGUCGGCAUGCUGGGGGCCUCCUACGCCGCCGUGCCCCUCUAUCGGCUCUAUUGCCAGACUACUGGACUGGGAGGAUCAGCAGUAGCAGGUCAUGGGUCAGACCAGAUUGAAAACAUGGUGCCUGUUAAGGAUCGCAUCAUCAAAGUCACCUUCAAUGCAGAUGUGCACGCAAGCCUCCAGUGGAACUUUAGACCUCAGCAAACAGAAAUAUAUGUGGUGCCAGGAGAGACUGCACUGGCCUUUUAUAAAGCUAAGAAUCCUACUGACAAACCAGUAAUCGGCAUUUCCACAUACAAUGUUGUACCAUUUGAAGCUGGGCAGUAUUUCAAUAAAAUACAGUGCUUCUGUUUUGAAGAACAAAGGCUUAAUCCACAAGAGGAAGUAGAUAUGCCAGUGUUUUUCUACAUUGAUCCUGAAUUUGCUGAAGAUCCAAGAAUGGUGAAUGUUGAUCUCAUCACUCUUUCUUAUACUUUUUUUGAAGCAAAGGAGGGAUACAAGUUGCCGCUUCCAGGCUAUAACUGAAGUCAGCAACUACGUCCUGCUUCAAAUUUGUGAUUUUUGAAAAAUCAUGUAUGUUAUCUUCUCAGAGGAGAAAUAUUCUACAAUAAUGUGAAGCCUUCUAUUUUAAAUAUUAUGUACUGAUGGUUCUUUUUUUCCCAACUAAUUUAUCCUACUUAAAAUUGAGAGACUAGAUUCAGCUUUCUAGCAUAAGAAAUCUACAAGCCUAUUUAGAAUGUAUGACUGUUCAAAACCAUACUUAGAGUUUGUUAAGUAGUAUUAAAAGAAACUGCUUUGUUUCUUAAAUAGGUAGGCAUGGACUUGAUGGUUCAGCUAAUUCACCAGUCCCCUUCCAAAUUAUUAGCACUUCAUACUUGUAGCAAUGAAUUUUUUUUUUAAUGCCUAGGGUUAUUUAUUUUAGACUCUAGGUCAGAACUUCUGACCGUUUUCAUUAUUUCUAAAAUAGUUGGUUACUAUUUUAAAAGCUCAAAAUGGAAGAGGAAUCGCUAAGUCCUACCAGCUUGCCCAAAGGUUACAUUCUGAUUUCAAAUUUGACUGUAUUUUUCCUUUAAGAUCUAGGGCUAUUUUACAUUCAGAGUACUGAAUAAUUACUUUGAAGUUUUGGUAUCAUGAAAUUGAAAUAAAGUGCAUAAGUGUA